UCCUCAGCCGGCCACCCCCUUUUGCAGGGAAGGGAACCAUCAGGAAAAGCCACGUAACCCCCAGCUGGUGCAUUUGGGUGGAUUUAUGUGAAAUUCCGGAGGAAGAGGCCUCUGGUUGCCAACAGCAUGGACUUUCUUGAAUUGUGGGUGGUCAGAAUGGGUAUGGGAAGGGAAAUCCUUGCUAUUGCACAUUCUACGCUUGAUGACGGAUUACUAAACUAAGCUUCUGGACUACAACUCUUCAAGAAUUUCAACAAGGGGAAAGACAACACGAAUCGUACAAUAAAAGGCAAUCAUACUGAAGAAGAAUCCCUGUGAAUAUAUUCUUGUGACUCAUUAGACAAAAACAAAAAAAACAUGGCUUUGAUGCCCAUAAAAUUUGACUUGGCCAAGCGGGUUAAGCUGGCCCAAACACUGUGGCUCCUGUACUGGCUCUCUGUCAUGGCUGGGAUCCUCAUCUUCAGCAUGGGGAUCUUCUUCAAGAUCGAGCUGCGUAAGAGAAGCGAGAUGAUGGAUAACAAUGAGAGCCAUUUUGUGCCCAACCUGCUCAUUCUGGUGGGACUCGUGGCCUGUGGUGUCAAUGCUUUUGGGGGCAAAGUGUGCCAUGACUCCCUUGACACAAUAAAGUUCAGCAAGUGGAAACCGAUGUUGAGAACCUACAUGUGCGGAUGUGUGGUUUUCUGCAUCACCCUUUUUGUCGCGGCUCUGCUCUGUUUCCUGAUGCAGAUCUCUCUGCAUUUUGCCCUCGCUGAAGGCCUAAAGAAUGGAAUGAAGUACUACAAAGACACAGAUACGCCAGGACGAUGCUUCAUGAAGAGAACCCUAGAUAUGACCCAGAUCGAGUUCCGCUGCUGUGGAAACAACAACUACAAGGAUUGGUUUGAGAUCCAGUGGAUUAGCAACCGCUACCUAGACUUCAGCAAUGAAGAGGUUAAAGCCCGUGUCCAGAGCAACGUGGAAGGCAAAUACUUGAUGGAAAGUGUUCCCUUCAGCUGCUGCAACCCUGGCUCCCCCCGUCCUUGUAUCCAACAUCACUUGACCAACAACUCCGCUCACUACAGCUACGACCACCACACUGAGGACCUAAACAUCUGGACCAGAGGCUGCCGUGAGGCCCUGGUGUCCUACUAUGGGGGCAUGAUGAACAGUAUUGGUGCUUUUGUGUUGCUGUUCAUUAUCAUGCAGGCUAUCGUGACUGUCGGUUUGCAGUACCUGACUACUUCACUGGAAACCCUGGCAGACCCAGAGAGUCCUGAGAGCGAAAGUGAGGGAUGGCUGCUGGAAAAGAGUGUGAAGGAAACACUUUCUGACAUCAUGACAAAGAUCAAAUCGCUGUUUAAAGGCAACCAGGUACAGGAGGGAGAUGCAGAAGCGGCUCCCACAUAAAGCUGAGAGAGUCAUGCCCCCUCCCGCCCCAUCAUGUCUGUGGCCACUCCCAUCUUUGGGAGAAGGAAAGCAUGAAAGGUUGAUUAAAAUGUUCUCUCUUAAAAAUAUAGGUGUAUAUGCAUACAUAUACGAUCAAUACACCUAUUUUUAAUGAGAUUCCAAUUGAUAUGUGAAUGUACACAUCACAAUGUAAAUACAAAUUAAAUUUAAAUUAACAAGUUUAUUUUUUAAUAUUUUAAGAAUUAAAUAUAUCUGUAAAUGUCCCGAUAUUAUCAGAUUUUCCAACCAAAUAAGCCUCACUGUCAUCAUCCGUCUGUAGCAUUAUAAAGUUUAUUCUUAUAUUUCCAGUUUAUUCAUUGGUUGAGCGGAUGUUUAACCCGACAGCCUCACACAUACAAUACCACAUUUCAUCGUUUUAUCACUAUGAAAUUACUUUUCAUUAAUAAGUUAUUUUUCUUGAAGGGGUCACACGGCAGCUUUUAACCCGGCAGCUGAGAAAAAUGUGUUUUUGUAAACGAUCAGUCACCUCCAAGACCUUACAGGGAUGGAAACAGUGGCACACCUUGCUUUUUACACAACGCUGCCUUUAAUGGGCCUUAGGUUGUCUGACGAUUUUCAAAAGCAUGUUGAUGGUGAUCUACAGGAGGGCAGAAUUGUACACGUUCACCAUUAAUGUGUGUAGUUCUCGGGUUAAAUAUCUGCCUCAAAAGUUGAGCUCACAGUUGUGGGGCAGUUACAGAAGUUGUCAAGAGUACCAAUUUGUAAAAGAUUCUAGUCAGUUGAUUCUAGUCAGACAACCCAGUCAGUUGUAUUUUUUUUUUUUCAUAUCAUCAGUGUGAAUUUUUAAUUUUCACAGGCACCUCUUUCUGUACAUUUGACCUUGACUUUGCAGUAAUGUCAGUUUUUGUUGUGGAUUGAGUGGAUCAUGUAGAAAACUCCAUUUGUAAGAUAAAGACCUUUAAUUAGAUUUGGUGUUAUUCUUUUCACAAUAUAUUUAUAGUUGCAGAGUUAGCUCUGCAUAGAGGUGACUCUUUGUUUCUGUUUUAAGACUAUUUAAAAGACUUAAAUAUGAGGGGUGAAAGUGGGGUAAGUUAAUAAAUGGCUGUGGAGCUGGUCACAGGUGAAAGAUGUUUGGACAGCAGAAGCCCAGCGGGACACAGCUUUACCUGAUUGGAUGACGAGAAGGAAAUGGAUUUCUCUAAAUGAGGCUUUUGUCCUGCUGAGAACAGCUGAACUCCCAUCCUCAGAAUACCUUUGGAUAAAAAAAAAAAAAAAAAAACACUAACACAAAUGUGUUAGUUAACAUGUUUAAAUAUGUAUAACUAAAAGUGCAUGGAUAGAGACUUAUUCUGUUUUAAAUAGUUUCUGAUAAGUACCCCUUUACAUUCAUACAUAUUAUUCAUGGGAGAGGACAUUUCCUGCAGAGCUCUUCUGGCACAAUUUGUUCAUUGUGACUAUGUGAUUGGUGGGAUUUUCUGUACAGCAUUAUGGAUAAUAUAUAUAUAUAUA
Labeo rohita (rohu) is the source of this 2895-nucleotide messenger RNA. RefSeq names its product peripherin 2b (retinal degeneration, slow) (gene prph2b). The transcript has 3 exons. Gene Ontology annotation, biological process: visual perception. Bases 358 to 1386 code for a protein of 342 amino acids. Gene Ontology annotation, cellular component: membrane. NCBI's taxonomy places the organism in Eukaryota, Metazoa, Chordata, Actinopteri, Cypriniformes, Cyprinidae. The record is from RefSeq and is a predicted model, not a curated record.